CCAUGUUUCCUAUCCCAGCGAUGGAUCCUGUCGUAUGUCGGUUUCUGGGGGUUUAUGAUGGUGUAUGCUAUACGAGUAGAUUUCAGUGUUGGAAUCGUUUGUAUGGUUGGUGGCAGCUCAAACCAAAACACGAAUAUAUCAACCAUAUUUAACCAAACAGGUGAAUUUGAUUGGCCCAAACCUCUUCGAUCUAGUUUAUUAGCAAUGUAUUUUUAUGGUUACAUCAUACUUCAAAUACCAGGCGGAUGGAUAGCUACCAGAUUCGGCGGCAAACGUGUUUUAGGAUACAUGACAUUUGUCAGUUCUGUUGGGACACUUCUUACUCCAGUUUUAGCGAGGCUUCAUGUCAAUGCAUUAUUUGCUGUCCGAUUCAUCAUCGGAUUAGCUGCAGGUGUGUCAUUUCCUGCCAUGCAUUCUAUAUGGGGUCGCUGGGCACCUCCGUUAGAGAGAUCAAAAUUGAUGGGUCUUUGUUAUGCAGGUCCAUCCAUAGGUGUUAUAUUAACAUACUCUGUAUCAGGUUUACUGUGUGUUUAUGGUUUUGAUAAUGGUUGGGGAUCAAUAUUCUAUUUAACUGGUAUAGCUGGUGUACUAUGGUGUAUAACAUGGUAUUUUCUCGUCAGUGAUACACCUCAAGAACAUCCUAGAAUAACACCAAGUGAACGAAGAUAUAUUGAAGAUGCUAUAGGAUAUAAACCUCAAGCUAAGGUAACCAAAACGCCAUGGAUAAAAAUGUUUAAAUCUCCGGCAGUGUUAGCCUGUAUAACAGCUCAUGCAUGUAAUAACUGGACAAAUUAUACUUUAUUGACUAGUUUACCACUGUUUAUGAGAGAAGUUCUGGAGUUCGAUAUAAAACAGAAUGGGUUUCUGUCAGCUGUACCAUAUCUCUGCACCAUGCUGUCAGCAAUUGUAAGUGGACAUAUUGUGGAUUUUAUCAGACGAGGUGUCAACACCACUACUGUCCGCAGAGUUGUACAGAUUAUAUCGUUUGUUGGUCAGUCAUGUAGUCUGGUAGCUGUUGGGUUUGUUACUAAAGAACUGAGACAUCUAGCAGUUGGAUUGUUAUCACUGUCUAUGAUAUUUACUGGUUUAAAUAGAUCUGGCUAUGUAAUUAAUCAUGUUGAUUUUGCACCAAGAUAUGCUGGUGAAUUAUUUGGAAUAACGAAUACGUUCGCUACUAUUCCUGGUAUGAUUGCGCCAAUUGUUGUUGGACUGAUUACA
Lottia gigantea (owl limpet) is the source of this 1218-nucleotide messenger RNA. RefSeq lists its product as hypothetical. The transcript is spliced from 9 exons. Gene Ontology annotation, biological process: transmembrane transport; monoatomic anion transport. The record is from RefSeq and is a predicted model, not a curated record. Gene Ontology annotation, molecular function: transmembrane transporter activity. NCBI's taxonomy places the organism in Eukaryota, Metazoa, Mollusca, Gastropoda, Lottiidae. The annotation marks the transcript as partial.